Messenger RNA from Diabrotica virgifera virgifera (western corn rootworm), 645 nucleotides. RefSeq lists its product as uncharacterized. The record is from RefSeq and is a predicted model, not a curated record. NCBI's taxonomy places the organism in Eukaryota, Metazoa, Arthropoda, Insecta, Coleoptera, Chrysomelidae. The transcript has 3 exons. The coding region runs from base 65 to 550 and encodes 161 amino acids.
CAUCGAAAGAUACCAUCUACAGAUAUUUUAUUAUUACAAAGUAGUUUGGCAACUAAUUAUAAGAAUGUCUAAGCUUCCAACCAAUGUUUUUAUUUUAGUUUUAACCAUAACCACAUUUUCAAGAUUGGUUACCGGUGAGGCUCAAAAUGGAGUAGCAAUAAAAAACAAGUACACAAGUUUGGUUUUAAGUGGCAAACAUGACGAAGUUACAACCACCUUUUUUGAUGAUGAGGACGGUACUAUGGUAUGGAAUAUCACUCCAAUGAAAAAUGAUUCUGACAUCUACUUUAUUAUAAAUGAAGGAAGUGGUAGAGUACUUGAAGCUAGAACGUCAACCCUUCCAGUAAUGGCCAAUAAAAGCAAUAACGACGACCAAAAAUGGAAACUAGACAACAAAGGAAAAAUAACCUCUGUAGCGUAUCCUGAUAGAUUUUUGACCUAUGAUGAGAAUCUGAAUGCAAUUUUAAAUAAUACUCUGGAUACAUUAGAAGCCGAUCAGUGGUUAUUCCAAAAACCGCAAGAAGGCCACUUAGGAAGACAUUUAUGGUGAUUUUUUCAAGUGAUAAUAUAGUUGUAUAUUUGUGAACAUUAUUUUUGUUAUUUUAUGUUGUUAAUAAUUAUAAAAUUAUUUCUUUAUUCCUAUUA